Dendronephthya gigantea is the source of this 1773-nucleotide messenger RNA. Its product is annotated as 2-5A-dependent ribonuclease-like. The record is from RefSeq and is a predicted model, not a curated record. NCBI's taxonomy places the organism in Eukaryota, Metazoa, Cnidaria, Anthozoa, Malacalcyonacea, Nephtheidae. The transcript has 3 exons. Gene Ontology annotation, molecular function: protein kinase activity; protein binding; ATP binding. Bases 1 to 1761 code for a protein of 586 amino acids. Gene Ontology annotation, biological process: protein phosphorylation.
AUGGUAGAAUAUCUUGUUGAACAUGGCGCUGAUAUAAAUGGCAAGGAUACUGACGGAUGGACUGUGCUGCACUCUGCCGUUAAAAAAGGUGCUCUGGAAAUUGUUAAACCACUCGUUGAACAUGGCGCUGACGUAAAUGGAAGGGAUACUAAAUACGGUAUGACUGUGCUGCACUACGCUAUUUAUAAAAGUAGUCUUGAAAUGGUAAAAUAUCUUGUUGAAAAUGGCGCUGAUAUAGAUUGCAAGAAUUAUAACGGGUGGACAGUGCUGCACUAUGCAGUUACGAAAGGAGCGCCAGAAAAGAUAAGAUAUCUUGUUGAACAUGGGGCUGAUGUAAAUGGCAAAGAUGCUAACGGGUUGACAGUGCUGCAGUGUGCUGUUACUGAAGGUACGCUAGAAAUGGUAAAAUAUUUUGUUGAACAUGGCGCUCAUGUAAAUGACAAGAAUUAUAACGGGUGGACGGUCCUGCACUAUGCAGUUACGAAAAGAGCGCCAGAAAUGGUAAGAUAUCUUGUUGAACAUGGCGCUGAUGUAAAUGGCAAGGAUAAUGACGGAUGGACAGUGCUUCAGUGUGCCGUUACUGAAGGUACUUUAGAAAUGGUAAAAUAUUUUGUUGAACAUGGCGCUCAUGUAAAUGACAAGAAUUAUAACGGGUGGACGGUCCUGCACUAUGCAGUUACGAAAAGAACGCCAGAAAUGGUAAGAUAUCUUGUUGAACAUGGCAUUCUGAAUAUGGCUGUUGUGCAAAACUCGGCUGCUUUGGUCAAUCUUCUGUUGGAAAAGAACAUUGCUGUGUGGAGAGCUGGAACAAGUUUUGUUGCAAGAAGGCAAAUUGGUCUUCUUGAAUGGAGUAUUCACCAUGGUCAUGAUGAAAUUGCAUCGAUCCUCAAAAGGUCCGUAAAACAUCGUAAGAACAUUCAAAUGUUGGAAGCAAUGAAUUGUAACCAGUUAGAAGAGACAGAUAUACCGAUGCAGGCUUUUGUCGCAAAUAACCAAUUCAAGAUUGGCGAUGGUGGUUUUUCUUGUGUCUAUGUUGGUCUAAUGAAAGAUGGAAGUGAAGUUGCUGUUAAGAGAAUUUUGGUACAAAGUGAGGCUAAAACAGCUGAAAACGAAAAGGAAAUUCUGAGUCUCGUUAAAACGAGCAAUUGUCCAUUUAUUGUGCACUAUCGUUAUUUUCACCGUGACGAUACCUUCAUGUAUCUUAUUGUUGAUCUUUGCGAAGAAACCUUGAGGGAACUUGUUCAUGCAUGCAGUAUUGAACAUCUAUUACAGCAAGGAACACGAAUGAUUUCGGAGAUUUUGUCAGGACUUGAAUUUCUUCAUGGUAAAGGAAUAUUGCACAGAGAUUUAAAACCAUCAAACGUCCUGGUUGACAUCGAGGGUCGCAUGAAAUUGGCAGAUUUUGGAAUAAGCCGUGUUCUAGAAGACGGCGAGACGACAGUUGAGACAGAUGCAAAAGGUACUCACGGGUGGAUGCCACCAGAAGUGAUUGAAGCAAUAGUGAAAAAAGAAAAGAGUCGUUUCAAAAGGAAAUCGGAUGUCCAGGUAGCGGGUAUGAUUGCUUUCUUCAUCUUAACUAAAGGUGAACACCCUUUUGGAUCUCCAUUAGAUCGAAUGAAAAAUAUUUUGGAGGAUAAUCCUGUCAAUUUGGAGAAACUUGGUGACCGCGAUUCUCGCAGGUUUGUGUCGUGGCUAAUAAAUCACAAGAUUGACGAUAGACCUCGCGCUGACGAAGCAUUGUGUGAUUCUUUUUUAUUCUAGCAAAAGAAACAC